AAUUCCUAAUUUGGCAGUUAACCUAUGGGAUACUGUACUGGAAAGUUAAAUCAGUCUUUAUGAUUAUCAGACUUGUAAUUUGGAUAAAAAUAUUCGAAAGUAGAAACGGGAUCGCCAUUGAUUUUGCUUCUACGGCAGCUCUUUUUACAGGCAGUCUGGCUGGAGCUCAAACAUUCCGAUGGCACAUUCGUAAUCCAAGAUGUCGAACCCACGAACCGGCCUCCAUUUUAACGGAUCCAGAAAACUACCUUCACCCCAACAAGCCAUAUCCGAGAGUUUAAACGGAGAUGAAAUGCUCAAAACGAUGGAUCAGGCGCAACGCCGCACAGCACUCCUUCCUGGCCGACCUGUUGCCAAGCAAUACAGGCGCAGCAGAGCGAUGUGGGCGGAGGACAAGCAAGACGCUCAAGUGGAUGAUACGCUGCAGCAGCAAGUGACCGAACACGACGGUGUCAUCGCACAACUGACGACCGAGAUCUCCGCGAAGGACCGGCUUCUUGUGGAUCUGCAGCUGCGCUUGCAGCAACUGGAGAGCAGUUUAGCAGAGGAGAAAGCGCGCAGUGCCAAGCUCCUGCAGUUCAGCGCCACCAUCCAACGGCUGCUCGCCAACAACCCGGAUGUUGUCGGACUACCACAGACGCCGGCGGCCGCUCCGCUUUCCUGUGUCGUCACUGCUGCAAAGUAA
Messenger RNA from Paramacrobiotus metropolitanus, 685 nucleotides. RefSeq lists its product as uncharacterized. NCBI's taxonomy places the organism in Eukaryota, Metazoa, Tardigrada, Eutardigrada, Parachela, Macrobiotidae. The record is from RefSeq and is a predicted model, not a curated record. The transcript is spliced from 3 exons. Bases 200 to 685 code for a protein of 161 amino acids.